Molecule: messenger RNA, 2505 nt
Organism: Coregonus clupeaformis (lake whitefish)
Lineage: Eukaryota; Metazoa; Chordata; Actinopteri; Salmoniformes; Salmonidae
Gene: hsd17b3
Product: hydroxysteroid (17-beta) dehydrogenase 3
Exons: 11
Coding region: 95-1009 (304 amino acids)
Cellular component (GO): endoplasmic reticulum
Molecular function (GO): testosterone dehydrogenase (NADP+) activity
Source: RefSeq, a predicted model, not a curated record
UGGUCAGAGCAGACAAACAUAUACUCACACACAGACAGAGUUUGUUGUGGCAGGCAGAUAGUCUUAAAGAGCCAGUGGGUCUGCUGUGGAUUUAAUGGAGCUGUUCUUUGUCUGCCUUGGUGCUGCAGUCGUAGUCUUUUAUGGAGUGAAAAUGGUCCGAUUCGCCAAGAUGUUUUAUCCCAGAAUUUGGUUUCCGCAGCCAGAGUCCUUCUUUAAAUCAAUGGGAGAGUGGGCAGUAGUCACUGGUGGGUCAGACGGGAUAGGGAGGGCUUACGCCUUUGAACUGGCAGGACAUGGGCUGAACGUGGUGAUCCUGAGCAGAACCAAGGACAAACUGGACCGGGUGGCACUGGAGAUAGGAGAAACCACGGGUCAGAAAGUGAAAGUGAUCGUAGCCGAUUUCACUGAGGAUGACAUGUAUGAACACAUUGAGGAGAAGCUGAAAGGCUUAAAUAUCAGUGUAUUAGUGAACAACGUGGGGAUUCUACCUAGUCAUAUUCCCUGCAAGUUCCUGCAGACUAAGGACCUGGAACAGGGAAUUACUGAAGUGAUCAACUGCAACGUGAAAGCCUUGGUCAAGAUGUGCCAAAUAGUCCUGCCAGGGAUGGAGAAGAGAGGGAAGGGAGUAAUCGUGAACAUCUCCUCUGGUGUUGCCAGUGUUCCCUCCCCCAUGUACACCAUGUACUGUGCAUCAAAGGUGUUUGUGGAGAGGUUCUCUCAAGGUCUGCAGGCUGAAUAUAAAGUAAAAGGAAUCAUGAUACAGGCAGUGGCUCCAUUUGGGGUGUCCACCCACAUGACGGGCUACCAGAAGCCCAACAUGGUGACCCUGACAGCGGAGGACUUUGUCAGGACAUCCCUGGUGUACCUCCAAGCCGGGGACAAGACCUACGGCAGCAUCUGUCACACAGUACUGGGUUGGAUGGUACAGGCUGUUCCUCAGCAGAUCCUCCACAGUGAGACCAUGCAGGACAGUCUACUGGAGUAUGUGAAGAAAAGAGUGGGGACAUAGGUCAUAGGAGAUCACCUGCAACACAUGCACUAUUUUAUCAUCAUGUACUGCACAUUUAUGUUUUUCUAAAACAAGAGGAAUGUAAAGGCAUUUUUAACUAAAAUACUUCUAGUAAGUUGAACUCAAGUCACACCAACUCUACUUUUUUCCCAGCAUGCUCUACUGCAGGUAGAUUUUUGGGAAUCUGUGUUUUUUUCAUGUACAUUGAGUGAUUGAUUGAUAAAUCUUAUACUACACAAAGAUAAAUAACAUACAUUUUUCUAAACUAAUCUAAUAAUUUAGUUUGAAUUCUGCACCCGUUCCUGAAAUGGUUGUUCCAGUUUAAAUGGCUUAGGCAGUCUCCUCCCACUGUUCCUAACUCUGGUAGUCAUUAUCAGGUUGCGUGUGAAUACAAAUUUGAACUGUUGGAUAGCCUAACUGGCUGGAUUCCAAUAGCAAUUACACAUCACUUUGCAAGCCAGCAUAAUGUGACUUGCAGGUACAGGGCAAAAUUCAGGUAAAUUUCCCAGGUGUUCCAGAAAAUCCCCUUCAACCAGGAUUUUUUUACAAAUCUGGGAAUUUUGGGAAAGUUACUGGAAUUCUGCAACCCUACUUGAAGGACUGAUGUGGCCUGUAAACCAUGAAUUUUAGGCCACUGUAUAAGGGUAAAGCUAGGCCUCAAAAUAAGGCCUUAUGAGAUAUGUAAUGUAUUGUCAUAAAGAGUUUAAUUAUUAUCAUAACAUUUGCCUAGGAACUCAGUUGUUGAAAGCCACAGGACUGAAAGUGAACGGAUUCAACAACCAUGUCUCUGUCACUAACAUACACAGUCAUGAGUGGUAACUGUACAAUUCACUCGAAAAGGCAAGGCACACUGGGAAAUUAUAUUAUUGGUAUUGGUAUUAUUAACAUAUAUUAUUAUAUUGGAGGUGUGACUCAACAUUUUCAAGCUGAUACAACUCAAAUCUGGACCACCUACAGGGUCACAGUGACUAUCGGUUUGAGUAAUGACUACAAAAUCAAUGUAUGUAACAGUACUCAGAUAUAUUUAGUGUAACAGGUUUCCUCAAAAGUUUUGAGGAAUGACAGCACAUUGGGGGUUACAGUGAGGGAAGAGGGGAGAGAGGGCCGGCGGCACUGUUGUCUUAUUGGGCCAAUCAACUACGUAAACGUGUCUCGUUUCAACUGCUCUCUGAGCUCUAGGCUAAAGCCAACACAGAGGAAGGCAGAACGCUUCUGAACUUUUGCUUUUUGAGUGUAGUUAACUAACUAUUUUGUAUUUACUAAUUAUAUUUGAGUUGAGGCUAAUUGAUCAAAUUGAGGUAAUCAGUUUCCCCCAAAAAAAUAUUCUGUAAACUUACAGUUACAUUUGAGUAAUGGUAAAUUAUAUUUUCUAAGCAAGGUGAGCUUUGCUAAACUCAAACAUUUCAAGUAUUGCAACUUUGACUUUGGGCCUCCCGAGUGGCGCAGCGGUCUAAGGCAGACCCGGGUUCGAUCCCAGGCUGUGUUGCAGCCCUCAU